This is a messenger RNA of Ctenopharyngodon idella (grass carp), 951 nucleotides long. RefSeq names its product LSM7 homolog, U6 small nuclear RNA and mRNA degradation associated (gene lsm7). Lineage: Eukaryota; Metazoa; Chordata; Actinopteri; Cypriniformes; Xenocyprididae. The transcript is spliced from 4 exons. Gene Ontology annotation, biological process: nuclear-transcribed mRNA catabolic process; mRNA splicing, via spliceosome. Gene Ontology annotation, cellular component: U6 snRNP; catalytic step 2 spliceosome; U2-type prespliceosome. Bases 70 to 381 code for a protein of 103 amino acids. Gene Ontology annotation, molecular function: RNA binding. The record is from RefSeq and is a predicted model, not a curated record.
UUGUGAUUGGUCGAGAGGCAGGCGUCAAACGUCAACGCUGAGUGGGCGGGGCGUAUAGGAGUUUUGAACAUGGCGGAUAAAGAUAAGAAAAAGAAGGAGAGUAUUUUUGAUUUGUCGAAAUACAUCGACAAACAUAUAAGAGUAAAGUUCCAAGGAGGUCGUGAAGCAAGUGGUGUCUUGAAAGGCUUCGACCCGCUGUUGAAUCUUGUGUUGGAUGGCACUAUUGAAUACAUGCGAGAUCCUGAUGAUCAGUACAAGCUGACCGAAGACACCAGGCAGCUCGGUCUGGUGGUUUGUCGAGGGACGUCCGUCGUGCUUAUCUGUCCACAGGACGGGAUGGAGGCCAUUCCAAACCCUUUCAUUCAACAGCAGGAUGGAUAAUAUUCAGCCUUGUGUUUUUUUUUUUCUUGCAUUGUAUAGAUGUCUGGUGAAGAAAACAUGUUUUUUGUUAGGUCUGAAAUCAUGAAAAAUGUAACAUUUUGUAUUUAGACUCAGGAUAAAUGUGUUUUGGUUGGGUUUUGUUUCUGUUUAUGAAACAUGUUUUGUGUGCGUGUUGAUUAUGGUUUUGAAUUAUAAGGUGUGUUUUAUGUUCAUGAAAAUAGGUGCGUAAAGUUGCCCUGGUUCAGUGUUGUUUUCCUACUGACGUUCAUUUGGACAAUAAUAAACAUCUGGGAUUUAACCAUUUCUAAUUCAAGCAAAAACAGAGAUUAUGCCUGUACCUCAAAGGGUGGAUCCCACAGCUUUACCCAUCCAGAAAGCUUUUGUACACACACAAACAGUCAGACAUUGUCACAGAACAUAAUUUGUAUAAUCUAUUUUAAACUGUAUUUUGAAGGGCUUCAGUUUAAAGACGCCUUGAGAAAACAUUCUUGUUUACUUUUGUGGUGUCCUCUACUCUGUUAUACAUUUACAAAACUAAUUGCUAAGAUUAAAGUCAUGGACCCUUCCCUA